This is a messenger RNA of Strongylocentrotus purpuratus (purple sea urchin), 2065 nucleotides long. Its product is annotated as degenerin deg-1. Gene Ontology annotation, molecular function: ligand-gated sodium channel activity. Gene Ontology annotation, biological process: sodium ion transmembrane transport. The coding region runs from base 85 to 1779 and encodes 564 amino acids. Lineage: Eukaryota; Metazoa; Echinodermata; Echinoidea; Camarodonta; Strongylocentrotidae. The record is from RefSeq and is a predicted model, not a curated record. Gene Ontology annotation, cellular component: membrane. The transcript is spliced from 11 exons.
UCAUUUUGAAAAGACGACACAUUUGGAAGACACAAAGUCAUAGUCUUCAACUUUAGUUGCUCACUUUUGUUCUUUGCUUCCGGCAUGUACAGGAAAGAAAACGUCGCCAUGAACACUCUACCAAUCAGCAACGGCCCUAACACGAUCUCACAAAAGAUGUCCGACUAUGACAACGACGACGACGACGUCCCAAAAUCUGGCACCAAAACAAUCGUCGAAGAUUUCGUCGACAACGCGUCCACCCAUGGGAUACCGCGAGUCCUGAAUUCGUCUCGCUCGUCGAUUUCCCGGCUGUUUUGGUGCCUUGUCACAGUAGGACUCAUGGCUGCACUUCUUUACCAGGGCUCGAAGCUCGUCAUCUCCUUCAUUGGUCGGCCGACUACGACCAAAAUCUCGCUCGUCACCAAAUCGAAGCUCGAAUUCCCGUCCGUCACGAUCUGUAACCUGAACAUGAUGAGAAGAUCACAACUGAACGGGACCAGGUUCGAAGCCCUAGCCGAUUUGGACAAGGCUAGUGACAUCGACGGAAUCGGCCACGACGAUUCCGACUACGAUUGGUUCUUCAGUAGCGAUGAUGCGUCUCCCAGUUCGCCAGGGGGUGACCCCUCAACCACUCCUCAACCUGGUCGUCGUCGUCGUCGUCGUGCAGUUAGCAGCGACAAUUCUUACAAUUAUGACUACAAUUACGAUACAUGGGACAGCAUAGAAGACCCGAAUGAUUGGGAGAGAUUCUACGAGAGUUCCACGGCAAGCGACUUUAGCGAUUUCCAGGCCGUAGUCAGACCGACGGAGGAAGAGCUGAAGAAAUACGGACAUCAGGCAAAAGAUUUCAUUCUGCAAUGCACCUUUGAUACCCAGCCGUGUAGUUACAAAAAUUUCACAGUCAUUCAAAAUGUCAACUACGGAAACUGUUUCGUGUUUAACAACGCACAUAAACUGAACAGAAGUACAACCAUCAAUACUACGCGGACUGGCAGUCAAUACGGCCUUCAUCUGACAUUGAUGGUGGAGCAGCCCGAAUACAUCGGUAUUCUCAGCCCGGAUUCUGGUGUCAAAGUCGCCAUCAACGACCCCCGCAUACACGCGUUCCCUGAAGACGACGGCUUUAUGGCAGCGCCUGGAAUCGCCACUUCCAUCGGGCUAAAGAAGACAACAAUCACCCGACUGCCCAAGCCGUUCGGUGACUGCAAGAGUGACGAGUCAUCAGAGUACUACGAACCCGAGAAAUACGACUUCAACCGGCGAUCCUGUAUGAAGCUUUGCCUUCAAAAGAUCAUGAAACAGAACUGUUCCUGCAUAACCGACAUCCUCAUCGAUGGAGACAUGUGUGGGGCCAUCGACAAAGAGCAAGUAAAAUGCAGGUCACUUGUUUUAAGAGAGUUUCUGAAAAACAACCUUGGAUGCCAAUGUUCCAACCCUUGCAGUGAAACUUUGUUUAACCCGACAAUAUCAACAUCACGAUGGCCAGGUGUAAGAUACGAGGCUCAUAUGUACCACAGGCUGGCGAAUAUCAGCGCAAAAGCAGCUAAAAUUCUUACCAAUGCUGAGCAGUCGAGAAACAACCUCGUCCGACUUAGGGUGUUCUUUGAAGAACUCAAUUUCGAAGAGGUUCAAGAAUCUCCAUUGAUUACGGUGGAAGCUCUUUUCGGUGGUGUGGGUGGAUUGAUGGGUCUUUACGUCGGAAUGUCUUUCAUAUCACUGAUGGAGAUACUGGUCUUCAUCAUGGAAUUGCUGCGGUCUCUGUUCUGUCCGAAGAAAACCAAAGUUUCUGGACUCUGAGACUGGUUGUCAUACAGAGCGUACCUACCUUAGUAUAUGUUUUGACCCGGUCUAAGCAUGCUGAAAGGCUGGUUUAAAUAUGACAUGGUUAACCGCUGGAAGAAAGAAAAAACCCGCCGCGGUAUUUUUGUUGUAUAUAGUGUUUAUGAAUGGCAAUUGAGCGCAACGCGGUGAAACGCGUAUUUAACUUAGUCUUUAUAAAUAUCAAACCGGAAAAUUAUGGUUAACACUGAAUUCAGAUGGUCAUAAGGUGUGGCGUGUUUCGACGACGACCGAAGUCCCCGGU